This is a messenger RNA of Somion occarium, 3729 nucleotides long. The record is from the annotation of a GenBank genome assembly. NCBI's taxonomy places the organism in Eukaryota, Fungi, Basidiomycota, Agaricomycetes, Polyporales, Cerrenaceae.
GCGCUCAGGGAUGGAAUCGACAAAAUAACUCACAAACUAUCCCACACUUUUGCGGCGCGCGUCUUCGGAGGAGUCUUGUACUGAUCUCCUCCAGCCCCCUCUGUUACUCUCCUUCAUAUAGCCUUCCAUCUAAUCGUCCCCUGCCACGAGCUUCACGACACGACAUGCCCUACGCUAUUCCCUCCCCUCCCUCCUCCUCAUCGUCCCUCGCUCCCUCCUCAUCAUCCGCGCGACCCACUCAUCGACGCACCCGCUCCUCAUUCACCGACGAACGUGGUCCUGGCGCAUUCGUCUCUCUUGGAUCCCUGCCCCGCCGUCACUCCCCCAAAAGGGCUCUUUUUCAUCUCAAUGUCGACGAAGACUCACCUCCAGAACAUGACACCCCUCUUCCCCCUCCAGAAGCCCCCAACGGCAACGGCAGCCUCUAUCGCGUAUCGUCUCUCAAGAACUCCAGGGAGAAUGGCAGGUUCUCUCCCUCUAUUCCUCCCCCCAACCACAUCGACCUCUCCCAGUUCGACGCUUCCUCGGAUUCUGUUCCAUUCCCGACUCAGUCCCCUCCCCAUUCCCCCUCCUCUCAACAGCCCCCAAGCCCCUUUGCAUCCCGUGGCUCCUCUUCUUCUAGCUCCUCCUCUUCCCUCCCACGCACACCUUCGACCCCCAUCAUUCUUUCAAGCGGCAAGCCCCUCAAAUCUUCCCUGAAAUCUUCCUCUUCCUCUCCUAGCGUCGCAGGCGAUUUUGCCCAUCGCACAAAGCACUUGCGCGCUCAAUCCGCUCCGAGCACUCCGAGUGCACACAAGAAUGUUCAUUUUGCUGGAGAGGAUGACAAUGACUCUAGCUUGGUCAGCGUCCGCGUCUUCAACCGCAGCGGCAAGCCUGCCAGCUUGAGCAAACCCCCUGGCGACGACACUGAGACUGAGACCGAGGCGGAGAAUGGUCCUUCUUCCGCACCCAGCUCCUACCCAUUUCCCUCCUUCGCCGACUCCUCUCCUUUGUCUCAAUCUAUUCUCCACGAGAUUAAUCAGUCACCUGCCGCGACCUCUCCUGUUCCCCAGCCCAACCCCUCACUGUCCGACAACGUCUUCCUCGAAACGAUCACUCUUCCACGAACUCGUCCACCGACGCUCCGUGGAACCGUCCUCGUUCGCAACUUGGCUUUCGAAAAAACCGUUGCUGUUCGCUUUACCUUGGAUGAUUGGGUCACUACCAGUGAGGUUCUCUGCAAGCAUGUCGUCAGCCUUCCCGGCUUGCCACCUCCUUUCCCAAAAGAGAAGAAGCCUGAUGUCGAUAAUGCGAGUAAGAUCGUGAAUGAUGUUGUGGACGAGGAGGAAGAACCCAAGAGGCCUGCAUGGGAUCGCUUUAGCUUCACCAUCCGUCUUGAAGAUUACGAGCUUAAGCUCUCCGAGCGUACCCUCUGGCUCGUCGUCCGCUACUAUGUUCCUUCAUCAUACGUCGGACCUGGCGGAGAAUGGUGGGACAACAAUGAGGCAAAGAACUAUCGCGUCGGUUUCCGCAGAGCUUCCAUCUCUCCCCUCACCACAACUACAAGCAAUAUUCCCGCUUCGCUCACCAUGCCAAACGUGGUCUCGAUCGCUGGCUCAAUGGGUAUAGGCAAGCCGGGCAGAGGCACUGCUAGCGGCGUUCCUGGAAGGAUGAUGGGUGCGAGGGAGGACAUCCAGGGCUUCGCUCAGCAGAGAACGUUCAGCGCGCCCGGUUCGUUGAGGUAUACGCCCAUGACGGGUACUCUGGCGGGUGUUCCUAUUCUCACUGUCCCUUCUCCUCCUUCGACCUCUGCACCUGCACCUGCUCCGCCAGUCACAACUGUAGCAACGGCAGAAGGAGCCCCUUCACUCGUCCGAUCUAUGAGCUCUCCUUAUCCUCCUUCGAGUCCUCCCCAAGCGGUUGGGGGUUAUGGGUCUGCGAUGGCCCCAAACUCGGACAAAGGGAUGAUGCCUAGCCCGACGAGCCCUAUUGCGGCGGAGAGGGCGAGCUCGUACAUAAGGCGACGGUUGAGUUUGUCGAAUUAUGUUGCGCCGACCUCGCCGACUUCACCUCAUGUUUGCACGUCCACGAGUACAACGACCACCGAGAGUGUGGAGGGUGACGAGAAAGCAAAGGAGGGUGGGGAGACGGGGAAGGACAUGGGUGACAGUAGUUUGGUGACUCCUCCAACCACACCACCUGGUAGCACCAAGGCGCGAAGUACUUCUCUUCCUGAAGUCUCCACUGCUUUGAUCCCCAAGACCGCUCCCGUGGACAUACCUACGCAUACCUCUUUCCCUUCGACUACGACCACGACUACGACUACCACGACUAUCAUUGGCGGCAUGCCCGCAACUGUACCCAUCCAAUGGCCCACAUCCACAGCGGAUUUUCCUCCUGAACUUGAGACUCCUUUUUCACCUACGUCGACAUCUUCUCCGGAUUUUGGAAGCUUUGGGGCUGGGCUGAUGAGUCCACCUAGGAGUCGGGAGAAUAGCGAGGAUGGGAGUGGGGAAGGCGGAAGGUCUUCGCCCCAACCUCAAUCACAGACUCAAAGUGAAGGUCAACAGCCGGGAUUAGGGCUAACUUUAUCGGCCGGCCAGGACGAGGGAAUGGUCUACCCGGGGUCGAGUGCCAUGGGUGGGAUGAAUGAUUCUUCGUACGCUGCAUUCGUGAGGCAAUGGUGCUUUGCGCAGAGUACACCUCCCACUCCCGGUGUACAUUCUCAUUCGCCUUCUUCUGGGUCUCCGCCAAGCUCCUCCUCUCCAACACCGUCUGUUGGUUCACCAAGGCAUGACGCGCGGGAGGGUGAUUCCAGAGGAAAUGCCGUUGGGUGGGUGAGGUCGAGUAGUCCGAGUGCGGUAGAGCGUAACCAUGCUGUUACGACGUAUAAUGGGAAUGGGAGGAGGGGAGGUGGGCCUAUGUUUUGGGAAGGUAUGAAUGCACCGGGUUCGGGUUCGAAUGCGUCCCUCCCUGGUGUGGGUAAUAUCAACAUGGGUGCGGGGUAUGGUUUCCCGGGCUUCCCUUUUGGCGUCCCUGGCGUUGGGGGGAGGAACGGACGUGGACAUCAGGCGGAUGUGGGCAUGGUUGGCGGUGAGUGUUGAACCAUACCCCCACUUCUUUGCUCUUCCGCUUUGUUCUUUUGGUGGUCGAAGAGGAAAGAGGGAGAGAGAGAGGACACACAAAAAAGUCCGGUUGUCGGUAGGCGGUAUUGCACUUGGGUUUUGACGUGGUUUGCCUUUUUUGUGCGGCUAUGUCGGGCUUGAGUGGAGUAUUCAUCCUAUUCGGCUUCUGUUGGACGUUUUGCUUUGUUGGAUUUGGGAGUAGCUGAGUUGAGAUGAGUUGUUGCUUCAUUCUAUAAUGGCUGGAUCCGAAUACCAUACCAUGCGAUCUUCUCCAUAUUUUCUUGCAUCUGUUUUACUUCAUAUCGCUCUUGCGUAUCUUCUGCAUUGUUUUUCUUUACUGCAUCUUCUUUUGCUCGUCUUGUUCUUGCUCAACUUUAUAUGACAUCAUCUUCAUCUCAUCUUGGGUUUGCGACAUUGUUUUGAUUGGUUUUGUUUUUGCGGUUUUUUUUCGGUCCUGUGGGAUUUGUAGCUCGUAUGCGGUGAAAAUUCAACGACGUACGCUUUCGAUCAUCAAGCCCCCUUCCCUCGUCCAAGAACCCGAGACCCAAGAUCCUCAACGCUUCUCAAUCGGGACUCUCAACUUCACCAACGACCACUUUGAUUUAUGCACGUACCACUUAUACCC